Molecule: messenger RNA, 2066 nt
Organism: Dinoponera quadriceps
Lineage: Eukaryota; Metazoa; Arthropoda; Insecta; Hymenoptera; Formicidae
Gene: pll
Product: serine/threonine-protein kinase pelle
Exons: 4
Coding region: 273-1799 (508 amino acids)
Biological process (GO): protein phosphorylation
Molecular function (GO): ATP binding; protein kinase activity
Source: RefSeq, a predicted model, not a curated record
CAUCGUGUCUAAAUGUUCGUACAUCAUGACAUAAUCUAUUAUGUUUGACAGUUUGAUGGUUCGGUGGCUGUUUGUCACAUAUAAUGUUAAAUGCACAGAAGUGUUAAGCUUUCACGGUAGAUAGCGAUAAAACGUAGCUUAGAUCACUUUGGAAUAUUGUUUCGCUUCCGUUGAUAUUAAUUGAUAUUACAACCAUCGAAGUGAGAAGAGAAAGUACUGGCCGCUUGACGCUUUGUGCACUCGACGACUGUGUGGAUUUCUAAUUUACACAAAUGGCAACGAAUACGUCGGAGGGUAACAAAUAUAUUUACCACUUGCCGUUUCUAGAACGAUCGGAGCUUUGCAAAAUACUGAAUCAAAAUGACAAGUGGGAAGAACUAGCUGGUAAUUGGAUGAAGUACGACGUCUUAACAAUACAGAACCUACGAAGGGAGAAGAAUCCUACCGAUGAGCUUUUGACGCUGUGGGGCCAUUACAAUCAUACAAUAACAGAACUGUUCGUCCUACUGGCCAGAAUGCAUCACUAUCAGUCGAUGAUUCCCCUGCUGCCUUUCGUGGAACCAAAGUUCCACCGACUCUUGCAUAGUGGGGAGGGUAACAUGCAGAGAUUGCUGCAGAAACAGCAAGGCAACAGGAACACGAAAGAUCUGAAGAUCGGGGCGCAGAAUUUCAACGAGUGCGCCCAGCCACAGCCGAACAUUCCGAAAGUCGUCGCGGAUGAAAAGGAGCAUUGUAAGAUCUUAAAUCAGCCAAUGGCGCAAUUAGCCAUUAAUCGAAGCGAUUCGAAUAACUUGCUCGUGGCUUCACCGGCGGCCGCUGCCUUCUCACCGUCUCGACAGAACACCGGUAGUACCGGCAAGAAGAUGAACGAACCGCCGUUACCAAAGACUGAAGCUACCUUGCCUCGUGUGACUUACAGCGAACUAGGCAUCGCCACUAAUGGGUGGAAUAAAUACAAUAUACUAGGGAAGGGCGGCUUCGGGACGGUAUACACAGGUACUUGGAAGAACACCGACGUGGCGAUAAAGAGGAUCGAACGGAAGGGACGGAACAGUUCCGAGAGAGAGAGGGAGGGUUACAUGGUGCAGCUGCAGCAGUCCCUCGUAGAAAUCAAAAUUCUAGAUUCUCGCGCCCAUGAGAACAUCUUGCCUUUGUACGCGUAUAGUUUCGACGGCGAGGCGCCGUGUUUGGUCUAUCAGUUGAUGAGAAACGGAUCCUUGGAGGACAGAUUGCUGGUCAGGGAGAAGACUAAACCGCUCACGUGGAUACAAAGGCACGAGAUCGCCAAAGGUAUGGCGCGCGGAUUGCAAUAUCUGCAUACGAUCGGCGAGAAGCCGUUAAUUCACGGCGACAUCAAGAGCGCCAAUAUUUUGUUGGAUAAGAAUUUCGAGCCGAAAAUCGGCGACUUCGGCUUGGCGCGAGAGGGCCCCGAGAACGACAGCGACAGUAAUAUGCAGGUCAGCAGAAUCAAUGGGACGCGGCCGUAUUUGCCCGAAGAUUUUUUGUUUGACAAGAAGUUAUCCACAAAAAUAGACACGUAUAGCUAUGGGAUAGUAUUAUUCGAGAUAGCGACGGGUCUCCGGGCUUACGAUGAUUCGCGCCCCGAGAACAAAUACCUGCGGGAUUUUAUUUUCUCUUGGCAAGACAAAGAUCUUCCUCUUCUAAUAGACAAGAAAGCCGGUGGAAAGGACAGUCAGGUUUAUGGAAACUUAAUAGUCUUGGGAAAAUGGUGUGCUCAGCGAUACGCGCAAGAUCGGCCGGAAAUGGAACUUGUUUUCCGGAAAUUGAACGAUUUGUAAACAUUUCCAUAAUCGCAGUGCAUCGUGUCUCUUUGACGGGAUUGACUGUGUUUGAAUUUACAAGCCCAAAUUAAGUUAAUAUGGGAUCAAAUAAGAGAAACACCGAAGUUUGUGAUACAAUAAACCACAAGUGCAACUGAUUGAAAAAAAAACAUAUUUUGUAAUUAUAUUAUAUUGUAGUUAUAUUUUUGUAAUAUAAUACGUGUAUGUAUAUAUGUCAAGAAAUAGCCGCAUACAAACACAUUUAUUAUUGUUAUAUUGUAAUCA